Loa loa (African eye worm) is the source of this 888-nucleotide messenger RNA. RefSeq lists its product as hypothetical. NCBI's taxonomy places the organism in Eukaryota, Metazoa, Nematoda, Chromadorea, Rhabditida, Onchocercidae. Gene Ontology annotation, biological process: G protein-coupled receptor signaling pathway. The coding region runs from base 1 to 888 and encodes 295 amino acids. Gene Ontology annotation, cellular component: membrane. The record is from RefSeq and is a predicted model, not a curated record. Gene Ontology annotation, molecular function: G protein-coupled receptor activity. The transcript has 4 exons.
AUGUCAACUUGGAUUAAUUCGACGACUUCCUGUGCUUCAAUUUUUACACUGGUUGCCGUUACAGCGGAUCGUUACUUAGCGAUCUGUCAUACGAUGAAAUAUGCUGUAUGGGAUUCCCGACGGACACUUUAUGUGAUUGCUGGAAUAUGGUUGCUCAGUGGGAUUCUUGCUGCACCAACUUUGGCUAUCUAUGAUCAGAUAUUAUUUACAUUGGAUCCACCAAAUGGUACUUUGGUGGCACGCCUAUGUAUUGCAACACAAGAUGAAACAAUAAAUUUUAUUAUUGUCAACUUACUACUUGCAUUUACUAUUCCAUUCACUUUGAUAUCAGCGCUUUAUACACGUAUCUUCAUUACUGUAUCCAAUCAUCGUAGUUUGGCUGUGAAUGCUAAGAUUCGUGAUGAACGUGUCAAGUUACGAGUUGCCCAAAUGAUGUUUACAGUUAUUAUUGUUUUUGCAUUAUGCUGGCUACCUUUACAUGGAAUAUACUCCUAUUUUUUCCUGGCGAAGGAUUACAAUACAUCAACAUUUCAAUUUGCAUCCCAGGUACUACGUCCAAUUUUCCAGUGGUUAUCGCUGUUAUCAUCAUCGUUAAAUCCUCUUAUCUACAUUGUCUACAGUCAGAAAUAUCGACGCGCAUUUCGUCAACUUCUCAUCCUACCAUGUCGUCAACGGUAUGAACAAACACGAAGUGUAACGCAAAGUACUCAAAGGUCACGGCUAAAAUCACAUUCACCUGAGGAGAUGUUAUAUUGUAGACAAUUCAAUGGGCGCACUAAAUCAACAUGUGAUAUCAUCACCUUACCAUCAAUUAUCAUCUUUUCAACGCUGGACAUACCAUCUUCUCGUUCACAAUGUAUCUGUAAUCAUAUCACCACUUCCCUUUAA